This is a messenger RNA of Cyanidioschyzon merolae strain 10D, 1992 nucleotides long. RefSeq names its product probable replication protein A. The record is from RefSeq and is a predicted model, not a curated record. Lineage: Eukaryota; Rhodophyta; Bangiophyceae; Cyanidiales; Cyanidiaceae. Gene Ontology annotation, cellular component: nucleus. Gene Ontology annotation, biological process: DNA repair; DNA recombination; DNA replication. Bases 1 to 1992 code for a protein of 663 amino acids. Gene Ontology annotation, molecular function: DNA binding. The transcript has a single exon.
AUGGCGAGCACAGCACUCAGUCGUGGUGCAGUGAAAAGCAUUUAUGGCAUGAACACCGUGUCGCGGCCUGUGCUUCAGGUACAGGAGGUAAGGAAGCUACAGCCCAGUGUAGCGCAGCAGGCACAGGCUACAACCAGCGGUGAUCGUUAUCGAGUGGUUCUAUCGGAUGGCGAGCACUUGCUACACUGCGUGCUCAUGGCCCAACUGAACUCGUUCGUUUUGAGUGGGGAUCUCGAUAAAGGAUCAAUCGUUCGGUUGGUCGACUAUCAACCGAACAAAGUUCAAGACCGAGUUGUUGCCAUUAUCAUCAACCUGGAGAUUUUGGAGCGAAAUGCGCCCACUGUUGGCAACCCGAAAGCGUUUGAUCCCAGGGCGAGCACGGAUACCGCAUUAAGCUCGCAUAGCUUUGAUGAUGAUUCAACGGAAACGGCAAGAAAAAGGCAGGCGGUCUCAGCCGGUGUCGAACAUAAGCCUCCACCGCCGCGGGUAACACCCGGCGCGCCUCCAGUGUCCGUACCGCCACCUGUUAAAUCUGCAGCUGCUGGCCCCGUAGUGCGGUUUGACCAAGGUCUGGGAUCAUCAGUGGAAACUCUAGCACCGCCGGGUGGCUACACAAAGAUCAGCGCCGCCAACCCGUAUCAGAACAACGUGAUCAUAAGGGGUCGCGUGGUGCAGAAGGGAGAACUGCGUACGUAUUCGAACGCCAAAGGCGAAGGGAAACUCUUUUCUUUCGAAAUAGCCGACGAAACAGGGAAUAUGCGCGUUACGGCGUUUCGUGAAAAGGCCCUCGAGGCACAUCAACGCAUUGAGCUGAACGGGAUUUACAGUAUUGCAGGUGCGAGCUUGAAACCAGCAAACGCUCAGUUCAAUCAUACGGGUCAUUCUUUUGAGAUGAUCUUGGACCAGAACUCGGUCAUCACCCAGCUUCCGGAUGAUAAUAUGAUUCAACGCGUCUCGUUCGACUUUGUCAAGAUACGUGAUCUAAUGGAUGUUCCUGUCGGGAAAGUGGUUGAUGUCAUUGGCAUCGCUUUGGACAUCGGUGAAGUUGGAGAAAUCAGCUCCAAGACGACAGGCCUGCCGGUUGCAAAACGGGAAGUCAAACUGAUUGAUGAUACUGGAUGCAGUGUUGCGUUAACGAUUUGGGGUGAGCGAGCUCGUUCUCUCUUUUCCAAUGAAGAUGACCGUCCCGUGUUGCUCGUCAAAUCCGCAAAACGCGGUGAUUUCAAUGGCGUCAGCCUCAGUACAACACCCAGCUCUCACGUCGAGGUGAAUCCUAACAUCCGUGAGGCCUUCGAGCUGCGGGGCUGGUUCGAUUCGGAAGGGCAUGGCGCUGAGUUUCAGGAUCUUGGCGGCACACCGCUUGGUGGAGCACGAACAGAGAGUCGUAUCCGAAACAGUGAACGCAAAACCUUCGCCCAAGUGCAGAGCGAGCACAUCGGUGAGGAUCCUCACUCUGCACCCGGUGCGUCAUACUACACGGUUCGCGCUACUAUAAGCCACAUCAAACAGGAUGAAGAACGCCCACCAUGGUAUCUGAGCUGUCCAGACUGCAAGAAAAAAGUUAUUGAAGAGUCUCCAGAUAUGUAUCGAUGUGAGCGCUGCGAUAAGCUCGUGAAACCUACCCCCCGCUAUAUAUUCAGCAUUCAAGCAAUGGACGCUACCGGAAGCCACUGGCUUAACUGUUACGACGAAGUAGGUCCUAUCAUUUUCGGAGGCUACAGCGCAGAGGAACUGAAAAGAAUCAAAGAAACAGAUUCUGAGGAGUACCAGAGAAUCCUGGAACAAGCACAUUUUGGUGAGUUUCUGUUUCGUGUUCGCGUCCGCAGCGAUACCUACCAAGAUGAGAUGACGUUCCGUCACAUGGUUGUCGGGGCGGAGAAGAUCAAUUACGAGUCUGAAAUGAAAAUGCUUGAAUCAGAAAUACAUAAUUAUGACCAGGCUGGUCAACGGCUCACGAAACCAUUCCAAGAAACCAUUUCUGCGCUGCACUAG